GCUUUGUUUUGUUUCGGUUUCCAGUAUUCCAUUGGAAUUCAGCUUCAAUCGUCGCCAGUCAGUGAGUCUCCGUUUGCCGUUCGCUGCAGUUAUCUUUGCCUUUGUGUUGAAGCUGUUGCUGUUCUAACUAACGACAUGAGUCGACUCGACAAGUUACUGCCCUGCUCGGUCAAGCUUUCCAAGAUCCUGGGCAAGUCCGGCCACGACGUGCUCUGCAUCAUUGACCGUGCGGUGCCUGCGGAGCUGGCCGAUACCUUUGAGGAGCAUCGCAGCUAUGAUAAGGCCUUCGACAGUGUCGUAUCGUGCUUCAAGUCGCCACGCCUUGAUCUUCCCGUGAUCUAUGCUCCCGUGGCGGAACUGACGGACUAUGCGGAUGUCCGUUGCUAUCAGAAGGCGGCAGCGCAGUCGCUGCAGCGGGCCAUUAAGUCCGGCUUCCGUUCACCGUUGCUGGUGGUGCCUCAGAGCAAGCGUUUCACCCACGCCGAGCUGUGCACGGUUUUGGGUGCGCUGGAGGGACUCUAUGUGCCCAUUCAAUUGCGCGAGGAUGUGCCGGAGAAGAAGCAACGCAUCAGUUCGCUCUCCGUCAUGAUUAACAAUCCAAAUGCCGAGGAGAUCAUUAAGGAUGCUUUGUUGCUGGAGUCUGGUCGUCAUGUUGCCCGCGACAUUGGCAUCGGUGAUCCGGAGCGCAUGGCGCCGUCUUCGGUCGAGGCUUACAUCAAGCCGCUGUUCGACAAUCUGAAGGUUACGGUCAUCGACGAUGUCAACGUGAUCAACAAGGAGUAUCCGCUCUUUGGCGCCGUCAAUCGGGCUGCCAACAUGGUCAAGCGUCAUCAGGGACGCAUCAUCUAUCUGGAAUACAUACCGCCCACUCCGGCACGUAAAACUCUGCUGCUGGUCGGCAAGGGAGUCACUUAUGAUACGGGCGGUGCUGACAUCAAGGCUGGCGGCAUUAUGGCCGGCAUGUCGCGGGACAAGUGUGGAGCUGCUGCCGUUGCCGGCUUUAUGCAGGUUGUUAGCCAACAGCAGCCCAAGGAUAUUCAUGUUAUAGGCGCUCUUUGUAUGGUACGCAAUUCCGUUGGCGAGGAAUGCUAUGUAGCUGAUGAAAUCAUUACCUCGAGAGCUGGAGUCCGGGUGCGUGUUGGCAAUACGGAUGCCGAGGGCCGAAUGUGCAUGGCGGAUGUGCUGUGCCGCAUGAAGGAAUUGGUCAUUGAGGGCAAUCUACCCAAUCCGCAUAUCUUCAGCAUUGCCACCUUGACGGGUCAUGCUUUCAUAUCGGCAGGAGAAGGCCAGUCCAUCAUUGUGGACAACAGCGUGGCCGCCAAGGCUGAUCAUGCUCGCAAACUGCAGGCAGCUGGUCAAGUCUUUGGCGAACCCUUCGAGGUCUCUGUGUUGCGUCAGUGUGACUUCGAUUUCAAUGCCGGCAGGGUCAUUGGCGAGGAUGUCGUCCAAUCCAAUAACUUGCCAUCGGUGCGAACUCCGCGUGGUCAUCAGGUGCCCGCUGCAUUCAUGAUCAAGGCCACAGGUCUGGACAAACAUGGCCUCGACUCCAGUAAGCCGAUCAGGUAUUCGCAUCUGGAUAUUGCCGGUAGUGCUGGCGAGUAUCCGGAUAUGCCCACGGCAGCCCCAAUUGUUGCCCUGGCUAAGACCCAUUUAAUCGAUUAGAUGCAAUCAAUGCCACGGACAGUACUUAUUUACCUUAUCACAUACUAUAUAUCCACUGUAUGCAUCACUCUCUUAAAUUCAAUGUGAAUAAACUUGUAACCUUGUAUUAUCAUACCUA
This is a messenger RNA of Drosophila innubila, 1780 nucleotides long. It is a transcript of the gene Dip-B, whose product is annotated as putative aminopeptidase W07G4.4. Gene Ontology annotation, molecular function: metalloaminopeptidase activity; manganese ion binding. The transcript has 5 exons. NCBI's taxonomy places the organism in Eukaryota, Metazoa, Arthropoda, Insecta, Diptera, Drosophilidae. The coding region runs from base 136 to 1662 and encodes 508 amino acids. Gene Ontology annotation, cellular component: cytoplasm. Gene Ontology annotation, biological process: proteolysis. The record is from RefSeq and is a predicted model, not a curated record.